ACAAAAAAAUGAGCGUGAAUACGGUACAAAUUCCAAAGACAUUACCGAUCGUCCCCAUUAAAAACAAAGUAUUAUUUCCUGGCACUGCCCUUCCUCUCCAAAUUGGCCGCAAAGAUACGGCUCAACUUAUGCAAAGAAUUUAUAAAUCUGUAGAUAACAAAGAUUCUAAAUACUUAGUUGGAUGCGUCCCAGUUAAGCCUCCGACCCCUACUACGACAAAUUCGGAGCAAACCAACACUUUUUCAAAGAAAGUAAAUGAGGAAAUUCUUAAUCAAUCAACGCCUACUUCAGAAUUACAUGAAUAUGGUUGUGCUGCACGUAUCAUUCGACUGGAAAGACCAGUCGGAGGGAUUGGGGGCAGAUUCUUCGUAGUUGUAGAAGGCAUUGCACGAAUACACAUCGAUAAAUAUGUCUCCGGUGGCCCUUACCUCGAAGCUGAGGUAACAGUGUAUCCAGAGCCAGUUAUGCCAAAUGACGAUCAGGAAUUACAAGAUUUAGCUAUUUCUUUGAAGUCAACUGGCCGCGAACUCUUUAUUAUUUUACAAGAUUUAAAGCUUCCCGUACAAAUGCUAACACAACUUCAGAGAUUCAUUGACGGUGUUUCUGCUGGAUCAUUGGCAGAUCUACUGGUCAGCACGGUCGAGCCCCCUUAUGAAGAAAAAUUGAAAAUUUUAGAUGCCCAUGAUUUAAAAACCAGAAUGAUAAAUGCCAUAGAUAUCGUGACUAGACAAAUCCAAGUACUAAAGAUUUCUCAAAAAAUUCACUCCACUGUCAAAGGAAAGCUUGAUAAGAAACAUAAAGAAUUCUAUUUGAGGCAACAGCUUAAUGCCAUUAAAGAAGAAUUGGGUGAACGUGAUGACGCAUCCACUGAAGGGGAUGACAUUGCAGAUUUAACGAGGCGAUUACAAGAAGCCGGACUAACGCCAGAAGCUGAUAAGGCAGCUCAGCGGGAAUUAAAGCGACUCAAACGUAUGCAUCCGACACAAGCUGAAUAUCAAAUAGUUCGCACUUACCUCGAAUGGCUUUCUGAAAUUCCAUGGAGUAAAGGCACGUCCGAUACAAUAGACAUUGAUAAGGCACGUUCACAACUCGAAGAAGAUCAUUAUGGUCUUGAAGCUGUAAAAAAACGUAUAUUGGAGUUUCUUGCAGUAUUAAAACUGAAAAAUGAUAUGAAAGGACCGAUCUUAUGCUUAUUAGGUCCACCUGGUGUGGGUAAAACUUCACUAGGAAAAAGCAUUGCCAAUGCACUUGGCCGUAAAUUUCAUAGAAUAUCUCUGGGAGGUGUCAGGGAUGAGGCUGAAAUUCGUGGACAUCGUCGAACUUAUCUAGGUGCUAUGCCUGGGCUUAUAGCACAAGGACUUAGAAGAGUAGGAGUCAAUAAUCCUGUCUUUUUACUUGAUGAGAUAGAUAAAGUAGGGCAUUUGAGUUUGCAUGGUGAUCCGUCGGCUGCAUUACUGGAAGUACUUGAUCCAGAGCAGAAUAACACUUUCAAUGAUCAUUAUCUUAAUGUCCCACUUGAUCUAUCAAAAGUGCUCUUUAUUGCUACAGCUAACCAAAUCGACCCUAUAUCUCCACCAUUACUUGAUCGAAUGGAACUAAUCAGAAUUUCUGGCUACACAUUCGAAGAGAAAGUUCAUAUUGCUAAACGACAUUUAUUACCAAAACAAAUAAAAUACCAUGGUUUGGAACCUGGAUAUGUUAAUAUUUCGGAUGAGGUCUUGCUAAAAAUUGCUACCGGUUAUACUUGUGAAGCUGGUGUCAGAAACUUAGAGAGAGAGAUUGCUGGAGUGUGUAGAGCUAAAGCAGUUGAAUAUGCUUACGCGAACGAUAAUGGAAAAAAAGAUACAUAUCGACCAGAAGUUACAAUAAAUGACAUAGUGACUAUUCUUGGGGUGGAAAAGUUUAACAAUGACAUAGCUGAACGCACAACGAAUCCUGGUGUUGUCACGGGUCUAGCAUGGACAGCAACCGGAUCUGGUGGUAUUUUAUUUAUCGAAGCAACUCAGAUGCCUGGAAAAGGCAAUCUUCAGUUGACAGGUAAAUUGGGCGAAGUUAUUAAGGAAUCCGCUCAAAUUUCUAUUUCAUGGGUACGGGCACAUUCAUUCCAGUUGGGCAUUACGACAGCAUCUACAGAAUCAACAUUCUUCUCUCAAAGAGACGUUCACAUACAUUUUCCUUCCGGAGCCGUAGCCAAAGAUGGCCCAUCAGCUGGUGUCGCCUUAAUAACGGCACUUGUUUCUUUAUUUACGCAUAGAUGUGUGCCUCCUACAACUGCUAUGACCGGUGAAAUUACAUUACGUGGUCAAGUGCUUCCCGUAGGUGGUAUUAAAGAAAAAAUUAUCGCAGCACAUCGUGCUGGCAUUAAUAAAGUUAUUCUGCCUUCACGAAAUCGUAAAGAUGUUGAUGGUGAUGUACCAGUAAAUGUAAAGGAAAACAUUAAAAUUGUGUAUGUAGAUAAUGUUUACGAUGUUCUACAGGCUGCAUUUGAUGGAAAAAAAAUAUGGAUGGAACUUUCUUCAAUUGUAGGAGUCGAGA
This is a messenger RNA of Racocetra persica, 2535 nucleotides long. The record is from the annotation of a GenBank genome assembly. NCBI's taxonomy places the organism in Eukaryota, Fungi, Glomeromycota, Glomeromycetes, Diversisporales, Gigasporaceae.